UAUCUUUUUCAUUACAAAUAUUGGGUAUAGACACUUUUUGCAUGACAUCUUUUUGAAAUUAUGAGUGGAAUUUUUGUAAAGAAAUUAUUAAGGUAUUGUCCUUCAAAGUAUCUAGUUCCAUAAACUCUACAAAAGCACUGGAACACUUUGUAAAGGAACACGACCUAGUUUGUUUGGUUGAGCUCUUUUAAGUAACUUAUUACGACCCAAAUGAAUAUUUUUAUAUGAACUAUCAUCUACUAGCACAUACUUUUAUGUAUGAAAUAUUUAUUGUGAAGAGUGUGUCCUUCUGUUGAUAAGGUUAUAAGAUUAACAUUAUGUGGUUCUUCUAUUAAGGACCUCAAAAUCGCCUUUAUUAUUUGAAUUCAUGUUCUUCUCACAAGACUUUCAAAUUAGCUUCAUGUUGUAGUAUCAUUGCUUCUUAUUGUAAAUCCUCCAUUUACCUCCUAAAUAAACAAAUUAUUCUCCAUGCCAACAAUACUAUAUGGCUUCUGGUAUAAACUAUACAUGAUUUAGAAAAAGUUUUAUCAGAUCAUGCUAUAGGCGUCAAAAUUGACUUGCAAAAUUUUGACAGACAUUUUAUCCUUCACAAAAGUAUUUGAUUUUUCUCCUUUAAAUGACAGGGAAGGGUAUCUAUGAAGACACUCCAAUAAACUCCAAUAAUUAAGGAUUUUCAUUUUAUUUGAAAUGAUAGUUACGUUCUAUAAUGAUUAAGAUCUUGACCCAACUUAAUGAUCAACCCCUCAAUUAGAUAAUUGUUAACUACUUGAGCUAUCUAAUAUUUUUUUAUUGAUAUUACGGUUUUGCUUGAUCAUGAGUUACAUUGUCUUAAAAAAGAUAGUUCUUUGGUUUAAUAGAACCACAGGGGAGCAAUGAUGGAGUUGGGGGAAGGACUAUGUAAAUUGAGAAAGAUGGAAUUCUCAAAUGGACCAUUCCAUAAGUUUGAGAAAGAUAUUUCAGCAGUUCUAGAUUUUAUCUAUCAGACUCAAAUAGAGUUAGCUGCAUGUAGUGAGGAUGUAUGUGUUACAAUGGAUCGAUCAGAAAGAUCUUACCAACUUCUGGGGGAAUAUGCUUCAGGGAAGCGUGUGUAUGAUCUAGAACUUAGUAGCGAUGCAUCAGUGUACAUUGUGUUCUGUCCUCAAGGCUCUAAUGGUUCCUCUGAAGCCCCAAGGGUAAAGCUUCCUAAGCUUAAGGCUACCAUGGAACAUCUUGUAGCCUAUGAAUACAAGUGAACAUCUUUUCAAGACACUGUCCAUAGAUCAAACCACAUCCAAUAUUUUUCUGUCCUUCUGUUGGAAGGAAGAAUUCUCUCGUGCAGUUAUCAUAGAAUAGUAUCCUGAACUGAAAAUAGCAGUCACAAUAUGCAAAAACCUGUGCAAUUAUUUCAAAAUUUGUGCAUUUAUGUAACCCCUCUUCCUAUACCAGGUCUUUGAUUUUGCAAACACCUAAAAAUAUCAUAUUUAAACUGCAAUACACUACUGAGUGUUU
Messenger RNA from Vigna umbellata (rice bean), 1488 nucleotides. The record is from RefSeq and is a predicted model, not a curated record. NCBI's taxonomy places the organism in Eukaryota, Viridiplantae, Streptophyta, Magnoliopsida, Fabales, Fabaceae.